UGCGGUGGCCCGGCUUUUUCCGAUCCUGUGUUCCGAUGUUGCCAGCUGCAAUGAGCUUCCUCAAAAGUUUUCCGCCACCUGGGUCGACUGAGGGGCUCCGGCACCAGCAGCCAGAUACCGAGGCUGUGCUGAACGGAAACGGCCUCGGCACUGCCACCCUUUACAUCUCUGAAAGCCGCCUGUCUUGGUUAGAUGGUUCCGGAUUAGGAUUCUCACUGGAAUACCCCACCAUUAGUUUACAUGCUGUGUCCAGGGACCUAAAUGCCUAUCCACGAGAACAUUUGUAUGUUAUGGUGAAUUCUAAAUUUGGAGAAGAAAUAAAAGACUCUCUUGAUGAAGAAGAAGAAGACAGUGAUGAUGAUGUUGAACCUAUUACUGAAUUUAGAUUUGUGCCUACUGAUAAAUCAGCGUUGGAGGCAAUGUUCACUGCAAUGUGUGAAUGCCAAGCCUUGCAUCCAGAUCCUGAGGAUGAAGACUCAGAUGAUUAUGAUGGAGAAGAGUACGAUGUGGAAGCUCAUGAACAAGGACAGGGGGAUAUCCCCACAUUUUACACCUAUGAAGAAGGAUUAUCCCAUUUAACAGCAGAAGGGCAGGCCACACUGGAGAGAUUAGAAGGAAUGCUUUCCCAGUCUGUGAGCAGCCAGUAUAACAUGGCUGGGGUACGGACAGAAGAUUCAGUAAGAGAUUAUGAAGAUGGCAUGGAAGUAGAUACUGCACCAACAGUUGCAGGACAGUUUGAGGACGCAGAUGUUGAUCACUGAAAAUGAUUUAUGUUGCUUUAAGAUUCUGCUCUUAAUUGUAGGAGAGAACUUGGUGCCUCUUUCCUCUGAAGAGGUUGAUGAAAGUCUUUUUCCUUCUCCAAAA
Molecule: messenger RNA, 864 nt
Organism: Cavia porcellus (domestic guinea pig)
Lineage: Eukaryota; Metazoa; Chordata; Mammalia; Rodentia; Caviidae
Product: methylosome subunit pICln-like
Exons: 1
Coding region: 36-761 (241 amino acids)
Biological process (GO): cell volume homeostasis; spliceosomal snRNP assembly; chloride transport
Cellular component (GO): methylosome; plasma membrane; cytosol
Source: RefSeq, a predicted model, not a curated record